Messenger RNA from Chinchilla lanigera (long-tailed chinchilla), 1626 nucleotides. RefSeq lists its product as uncharacterized. NCBI's taxonomy places the organism in Eukaryota, Metazoa, Chordata, Mammalia, Rodentia, Chinchillidae. The record is from RefSeq and is a predicted model, not a curated record. The transcript is spliced from 5 exons. The coding region runs from base 1 to 891 and encodes 296 amino acids.
AUGUGCAGUCGCUCUAUCUGCUCCCGAGGCCAGCGGGAAGGCUGUGAUCCUCUGGGAUCUAUUUGCCAUGAUGUUCUGGGACAGCAGGCUUCGUCCCAGGCGAGUUUCACACCCACGGCCUGGAGGGACCUGCGUGAGCACUGGAUAAACUGCUUCAGCAGGGUGCGGAGAGCUGGACCGUCCCGCGGAGCUGCGAGUGUGUGUUCAAGGGCCAGGGACGAACUUUUGGGAAAUGAAGUUGGGCUGGGAUUCGAGGAUGCGAGCGUCAGGCUGGCGUGCGGCGGAGAGGAGCUUAGGGGAGCGCAGACGCCUGCCGGGGCGUGUGCAGCCCGAGGGAACCCGAGGGAACCCGAGGGAAGCCGGCGAGCCCAGCGCGAGGCGGCCGAGGAGGCGGGGUUGCGAUCUAGUGCGGAGCCCACGGCCGCCACGGGUCCUGAGACCCCAUGCGGUGCGGAGUCCUGCGGAGAGCUGUCCCUCCACGCGGCGGAAGGACCUAAAUCCUUGUCAUGUGGGGAGACCCCUCUGCCGCGACUGCGAACGGACUGUAUUUCGAUUACACCAAAGAAUACUAACGUAGUUUCGUUGCCUUUGAGACUGCGCGUGUUCGGGGCGCUGGCGUGGACUGCUUUGGGGACUGCGGAGGAAACAGACCCUGGAGACCAGAACCGGAGCGCGGAGAGCGCGGGGCGCCGGCGCGGCAGCCCCCGCCCCGUCUGCGGGCUCACCCUUGUCUCAGGGACAGUGCCUGGAAAUCUGCCCAGUCUCCGGACUUCUCAUAGCUGUGCUACGUGGGGGCUGAGGCCAAGGUCUGGGACCUCUGAGGUGAAGACGGUCCCUGUUUCAGGACAGUGGUGGGCUGCCUGCAGAGCCGUCGUAUACCAAAGAAGCUGAGCGGGUGACAGACAUGAAGGUGGUACAGGGGGAGAAACGCAAGAGUUCGGUUCCGUGAUUAGGCGGAAGAGUGGCCUAAACUACCUUACAGAGGAGCUGGCAUCUCACACGGGAGAAGUGCAGAGGGUGGAGGUGGGUGUUAUGCUGCUAUUAACAGCCUUCGAUAAUAAGCGGAAGAAUGUAAACAUCAAGGACGGGCUCCUUCUCCGACCCCUGCCCCCAGCUCUGGCCCCCUCCCUCGCUCACAGGUCCCCAGCUUGGUUUGGUCACGGGUGCCCCUGCGAGAGACUAGAGGAGGCUAGAGGCGGCUGGGGCGUUUAUUUCCCGAGUGCGGUGCUGGUCUGAGCGGACUGCCUCCCUCUCAAAACCGCACGCAGUCCCGAGGGGCUCCCGCCUGCAGGUCCUGGCCAGCCAAGCCCAGGCUGCUCUCAGCCUCAGGGCACCUACUGCCUCUGGUUCCAGUGCAGUUUUGCAAUCCUCCCUUUGUUCCUCGGACACCAAACCUUUGCAGGGAGUGUGCAUUUCCUUAGAGAGGUCAAACUCUUAAGUGCCACGGAGGCGCAGGGUGAAGUGGGAGGGGUCUAAGGCACCAGGCGAGGGUGGCAGUCUGAGGAGGGAGCCCUGGAGUGCGCAGCUGGGACCUGCCUGUGUCCUUUGAGAGUAGGAGCCUAGUAUUAAUUUUACUAAGUAAAAACUAAAAAAGAAUUUUAAAAAACUCAAACAACCAAAAUUGCA